Messenger RNA from Gregarina niphandrodes, 570 nucleotides. Its product is annotated as putative acetyltransferase domain protein. Gene Ontology annotation, molecular function: acyltransferase activity, transferring groups other than amino-acyl groups. Lineage: Eukaryota; Apicomplexa; Conoidasida; Eugregarinorida; Gregarinidae. The transcript has 2 exons. The record is from RefSeq and is a predicted model, not a curated record. The coding region runs from base 1 to 570 and encodes 189 amino acids.
AUGGUAGAAGCUGCACCUGUCAAACCCGAUCACAGUUGCGACGAGGUGACAGUUGUUUGUGACACCAAAGUACUGACCACGAAAACAGAGUCAUAUCAUGUCUCGGAUAUCGGCGUCAGACAACUAAGUGAAUGCCGAGUGCCCAACUUGGUACUCAAACCCAUGACGAUAGAGGACUAUGACCGCGUUAGGGAUAUUCUUCCUAGCGUCACGCGAUGCAGCUCACGGUACUCCCGAGAGACCGUCGAGCAGAUGCUCCAGUUUCCUUCGUUUUUCCCAUUCAUCAUUGUGGACACACUAAAUGACACGUUGAUCGGGUACGCAGAAGUGCACCGAAUGCCACAUCUGGGACGUGGAAUGGACGGCCGUUUGGAGAAGGUAAUUAUCAAAGAGGAGUACCGGGGGAAAAAGGUGGCGCAAGUUGCUUGUAGAGAAUUAAUGGACAUCGCAAAGAACGUUUUGAACUGCGGCAGGUGCGAUCUUACCGUCGAAAAGCCUGAUGCAAUGACCGUAUACGAACGCCUAGGCUUUGAACCAGUUUCCACCAACGUGUGGAGAUUGAUGCUCUAA